Pyrus x bretschneideri (Chinese white pear) is the source of this 1710-nucleotide messenger RNA. RefSeq lists its product as uncharacterized. NCBI's taxonomy places the organism in Eukaryota, Viridiplantae, Streptophyta, Magnoliopsida, Rosales, Rosaceae. The transcript has 3 exons. The coding region runs from base 1 to 1710 and encodes 569 amino acids. Gene Ontology annotation, molecular function: protein dimerization activity. The record is from RefSeq and is a predicted model, not a curated record.
AUGACGGAUGGAUGGUCGGAUGGCAAAAGUAGAUGUUUAAUCAACUUUCUUGUCAAUAGCCCUCAAGGUACUUGGUUCUUGAAAUCGGUUGAUGCAUCGGCCUCUAUUAAGAAUGGAGAUUUGUUGUAUGGUUAUUUGGAUGACGUUAUUCAAGAAAUUGGGGAGGAGAAUGUGGUUCAAGUUAUAUCUGACAAUGCUUCGAACUACAAGAAUGCCAGGGCAAAACUUAUGGAGAGGAAAGAGAAGGUGUGGUGGACUCCAUGUGCGGCUCAUUGCAUUGAUUUGAUGUUAGAAGAUAUCUCUAAGAUGGCAUGGUUUGAUGACACACUCAAACGUGCUAGGUGUAUUUCAAAGUAUCUAUAUGGGCAUCAAUGGGUACAAGCUUUGAUGAGAAAGUACACUAACAAUUCGGAAAUUCUUCGUCCGACGGUCACUAGGUUUGCCACUUCUUUCCUUACACUACAAAGCUUACAAAAGCAAAAGGAAAAUCUUGUUGCUUUGUUUACCUCUCAAGAAUGGUCGGAAAGUACCUAUGCAAAAUCCCGUGAAGCAAAGUUGGCUAAGCAUCACGUGUUAUAUGAUCGUGAGUUUUGGGGUCGAGUUUCCUUUUGCAUUAAGGGCGUUCUUCCUCUUGUUUGUGUUUUGAGAGAGGUUGAUUCGGAGGAGAGACCCCCCAUGGGUUUUAUAUAUGAGUUGAUGGAAGCCGCAAAAGAGAAAAUUGCAAACAAUCUUAACAAAGUGGAGAAAAAAUAUAUGCCUAUUUGGAGAAAGAUAGAUCGUAGAUGGGACGAUCAACUUCAUCAACCACUACAUGCGGCGGGCUAUUACUUAAACCCACAAUUUCGAUACGAGGAUAAUUUCUCAGAUACUGAUGAAGUGCGAAAUGGGUUGAUUGCUUGCAUGGAUAGGAUGCUUGGGAAAGGGAAAGAACGUGAAGAGGCCGAUGUUCAAUUGGAUUUAUUUACUAAUAAGUGUGGUCCAUUUGCGGAUUCUAUGGCUAUGCAAACUAGGAAAAAGCGAACACCAACGGCUUGGUGGGAGCGCUUUGGGCAUAAAACACCCGAGUUAACAAAAUUUGCUAUCCGAGUUCUAAGCCUUACUUGUAGUGCAUCGGGAUGUGAGAGGAAUUGGAGCACAUUUUCAAUGAUUCAUACAAAAAGAAGGAAUAGGCUUGAACACAAAAGGCUUAAUGCUUUAGCCUAUGUCAAGUACAAUUUGGCUUUACAACAAAGAAGUAAGAAAAGGAUGGAGAAGUAUGAUCCUAUUGUUGUGGAAGAAAUUGCCUCUGAUGAUGAAUGGAUAACAGAGAUAGAAGAUCCCGUUCUUCCGGAAGAUCCUACAUGGCUUGAGGAUGAGUUAUUGUAUAAUGUUGAGGCCGUAAGGAAUGUGCCAACCCCGGUUUAUGAAGGUGGCUCAUACAUUCGAGAGCCUAGAGAGUCUUCUCCUCCUCCUCCUCCUCGUGAGCCUACUCCUCCUCGUGAGCCUACUCCUCCUCCUCCUCCUCGCGAGCCUACUCAACCUCAGGGUCCUAUUAUAUACAAAAGAAAACGGGGUAAUGAAGAAUCCUCAAGUAGAACUAGAAGAAAUGUGGAAUAUGAUUCGGAAGAUUCUUUUGAUGAAAUGAUGAGAUACCCGACAAGUUCAUCUAGAGUUGGCAAUGAAGAGGAUGAUGUUGCCUUUUAUUUAGGUGAAGAGGAUUUAGAUGAAUGA